Molecule: messenger RNA, 3094 nt
Organism: Musa acuminata AAA Group (dessert banana)
Lineage: Eukaryota; Viridiplantae; Streptophyta; Magnoliopsida; Zingiberales; Musaceae
Exons: 6
Coding region: 848-2734 (628 amino acids)
Molecular function (GO): chromatin binding
Source: RefSeq, a predicted model, not a curated record
AUGCCAAUGGCAGCUAUUUCCCCAUUGCCCGUUUCACACCUCUCACCCACCACCUCAGCCAACCCCUCUCUGUGAGAGAGAGGGAUAGAGAGAGCUGUUCGUCGUCAUCAUCAUUACCAUCACCGUCUCCGUCUGCUCCCUUUGUGCCUGUGAACUGCUACAGCUUCACGGAUUCAUCCUCUCUCUCUCUCUCUCUCUCCUUCUUCCCAACCCGACCCCGACGAAGCCCCCUUCCCAUUCCUCUCACGGUACCGAUCGCGCUCCUUCGGUCGCCCCGUUUCUUUUCUUCGGUUCUUCUCGCCGCCGUAACCCUCCUCCUUUGCCCGCCGACCGUUCCGCCGCUUCUUUCCCUGCUUUCUUCCCUGCCUGAGACGAGUCCUGCCUUGGCUUGUCUUCGCCUUGCCUCUUCCCCAAGCUUUGGCCGGGGUCGGAAGGUGACCGCGCCUCUGGUGUGCUGGACUGUAGGAUCAUGGAGCGAUUCUUGCUGAACCUAAACCCUUUUCGGUUCAAGCGGGUGAUCCCGGCCCCGUUCCUCUGAUAAAGGUGACGCCUUUGGGGUUCUCUUGUCCAUUUGUCCCUCUUGUUCUUCGAUUUUGGUGUUUCCCUCGCGAAAGACCUCCUCACCGAGCUUUUGGAACCGCAGUCCUCUUCUAGGGAAGACGAUUUUUCUUUUUCUAGGGAAGUCGGCAACGUGAGAUUUCCCAAGUUUUUGCCCCUAUUUUGUUGGAUUUUUCCCUUGUUCUGUGAAGCCCUAAGUUCUGUGAUGGCCAAGCUUGGUGAACUUCCUGUGCAUAGGUCAUCUUUGCUGUUUGGAGUGCUACCUUGACUUGUGUUGGUAGUCGGAUCCAUGACGAUGUCAGGAGAUGGUCCUGAUUUUGUGAAAUGGAGCGAGCAGUUCAUAUCACAGGAGCGUGGGCGCCGGAUUGUUCAUUACUACCUUGAGGACGCUUCUGGAGACUCCCAUCUAGCCGUCGUCGGCACCGAACGGAGUCUCCGGCACAUGCUGUAUGUCGUGUCAGAGAAGUUCUGCCAGGUUUACGGGUCCAACAAGUUAGGGUUGUCCUCCCUCAAAUGGAGAUCGAGAAGAGAGGUUGUAGAUUGGCUUGCUUCGUUCCUUCCAGCCAAAGCCUGUGAUUCACAUAUUUCGAAGUUGCCAAAAUGCAUGAAACAUGAUUUGGGUGUUGAGAUGGAAAUUAAUAGAUGUGGUGAUACUGGAGACCACUUGGUUGAAAACAUGGAUGACAGCAACAGAUCUGACAUCAUUUGGUCUGGUGCUUCCUGGACUUGUGGGAAGCAGCUCCGGCAUUACCAAGCUUUUUGUCGAAAUGGAACAACAGUGAUUGUCCACUCUUUUGUCCUUGUGAUGUCUGAGGAGGAAAAUCGUUAUCUUGCUUACUUGGAAGAUAUGUAUGAGAAUAAAAAAGGGGAAAAGAAGGUCAAAGUACGAUGGUUUCAUCAGAAUCAGGAAUUUGCUUGUGCGAUACCUGCACCUGCUCCACAUCCCAGUGAAGUUUUCAUAACACCUUUCUCUCAGGUCAUUAGUGCAGAAUGUGUGGAUGACAUAGCUGCUGUUUUGACUCCUGAACAUUAUGAGAAAUGCUUGGAUUCCCUUUCAUCUGCAGCAGGAGUUCGUUUAUGCUUUCGGCAGUACAUUAAAAAUAAAUUCAAACUCUUUGAUCUAAGAACGUUGCGUGGUUAUUUUAAUCAAGCAAUUCUUUCCCGCUUGGGUAUUUGUGAUGAGUCUGGAAAAGGAGAAGCGGAAAUUGGCUACAGUCCGAUCAAAGAACAUGUUGGUCACAGGAGAACUCGAUUUGUUAAGGUACAGGAGAAAUUUCUGGCACAACAUUUUGGGACUGAAAUAUCUGGCCUUUUAGGCCAUAUAACAACUUGCCAACCAGCUUAUCAGAAUUUGGAAUAUGAUUUACUUGUGAGAAGGCCUCUGUCAAUGAAGUUUGUUGGGCCUCAUAAUUGGCUUAUGCCACCUUUUGAAGUCGGAGAGAAAAUAGAGCUUCUUUGCCAGGAUAGUGGUAUCAGGGGCUGCUGGUUUAAGUGCACUGUUUUAAGAUUAUCACUUAAGAAGUUAAAAGUCCAGUAUGACGAUGUGCAAAAUGUCGAUGGGUAUGGGAAUUUGGAGGAAUGGGUUCCUGCCUUCAGAACAGCAGCUCCUGAUAGAUUGGGCAUGAGAUGCUCAGGCCGUCUAACAAUUCGUCCAUGUCCUAAAUGUAUUUAUUUGCUUAACAACAUUGAUCUUAAAAAGGGAAUGGCAGUGGAUGUACAAUGGAAUGAUGGCUGGUGGGAGGGAAUUAUUGUUGAGCUGGCAAACAGUAGAGAUGAUAAUGUGCAAGUAUACUUGCCAGGUGAAGACAUCUUCUUAAUUUGCGAACUGAAAAGGCUAAGGAUAUCUAAAGAUUGGGUGGGUGAUCAAUGGGUCGAUAUCAAUGCUAAGCCUGAUAUCUUAUCGGCAGCCUCUUCAUUUAGCCCCCGAACAAAGCUUGCUUCCUGCUCUGUCAUUAUCAAGGGGGCAGAAUCUGGCAGCUCAGUGAUGUCAGAUCAGGAAUUCAUCACUGCACAGCCUAAUUUGGUUGAGGAUAAGCAGGCAGAAGCUAGUUUGAGUUGUAGGAAUUCUGUGCAACUUGACAAUGAGAGUCAAUCUAAUCCAAGGAAGCGCCACAGGGAGGAAAAUGCUCAGGAUGGCUGUGGUGUUGGAACAGGUAUUGGCGACGCCGAAAGUUAGCUUGGCAUUUGUAGCUCCAUCAAGGUUGGCUUUCAGGUUUUCUGUACAUAGAUAUAUAAGUAGUAUAUAGAAUGAUUUCCCGACUUUGGGGGCGGGGGUGGGCGACUUAACUUCAAUUUGACUAGGCAGCCCCAGGGUGACUGACUGAAGACUCUGUUAGCUUUGUAUCAUCAAUGUGACUCCUGGACAUUGUCAAUUAGCAGUUAGGUCAAAAUCAUAUGAAUCCAGCAGACAGCAGGUGCAUUUUGAGCUCUGCUCAAACUUUGCUACUUGUCAUGUCUUGGCUGCUUCAUGAAUAGUUUUAUGGUGUCAUGUAUGAUUUGGAACAGACUUAGGAAUAGCGAGUUUGUUUCAAUUUCA